AAAAUCCUCUUUCCGCACCAGAUUCUGUUUCGUCAUAAAAACAGGACACCAUUUUCCACACAACAAUAUGUGCACUUGACCUGUUCUAACUGUAAGAUAUGUCUGGGUUAAACCUUUCAAUCAUCCAUCUACUGCUCCUCUUCUCUCUGUCUGGUGUAGUGAGCUAUUUCGGACACAUCCAGAUGAAGUGUCAGUUCAACUCCAAGGAUCUUCGUGAUACUGAGCUCGUGCUGAACCUGAACAUCAACAAGGGGUUGGUGGCAGAAUACAACAGCUCAACAAAUAGAUUUACAGCCAACACCGAGUGGGUGAAGAAGUUGGUAGAUAGCGUCAAUGAUGAACCUGAUUCUAGACACAAAAUACAAUUUUAUUUUGACCAAUAUUGCAGAAGAAACAUCCCUCUGAUGUACGAGUACAUAAUGAAUAAGACAUUGAAGCCCCAGGUCAGGCUGAGUUUGGCAGAGCCGUCUGGUACCAGACACUCAGCCAUGCUUGUGUGCAGCGCCUACAGGUUUUACCCCAAAGAUAUUAUAGUGACAUGGCUGAAAAACGGACAGAAAGUUACCUCGGAUGUGAGCUCCACAGAGCAGCUGGCUGACAGUGACUGGAGCUACCAGAUCCACUCAUACCUGGAGUACACACCCACAGCUGGAGAGAUAAUCACCUGUAUGGUGGAGCAUUACAGCCUCACUGAGCCUCAGCUACAUGACUGGGACUCCUCGAUUCCUUGGUCUGAGAGGAAUAACAUUGUGAUCGGAGCCUCUGUACUGCUGCUGGGGGCGGUCUCUGUAGCAAUGGGAUUGAUCUACUACAGGAAGAAAUCUACUGCCAACAGAACGGGUCCCAUUUGAGGGAGCCACGUUAUGUCUAUGAGGGGACACUUUCAGGAGAAGGAUCAAAAAUAAGGACAUCAACUCUAAGAACAAAUCUUUCUGAUAUGUCUAUUGUUACAGUAUUGUGACAGUAUUAAUCAUUGCUAGUGUACUAUAUCAGUCUAACAAAAUCAACAUGAUUUUACAAUCAUAUGUUGACGCCAUAUUCAUCUUUGAAACUGUAUCUUUGUAUAGGCUAUUAGUUGACGGCUGUAACUUACGCUCAAAUAGGGACUUCUGUAGUUCUUCAGCUCAAGGGACAUCUUGCUAUGUUACAAGACUUUAAACAAACAGACCUUCCUACGACUGUAGCUCAUGCUCAAGCAAUUAUAACUUUUACAAUGUAUGUCUAACAUGUAUGUCUAUGGGAAACAUUCCUCUGAUAGGCAUCAGACAGCCAUCCAUCAUGAUGCACAAUAGUCAUUUUAACACCAAAAUAAUGUUGGUGACCCUCUUCUCAAUUUUUUCCUCUCUCUCAUUGUCUGACUGUCUCUAAACUGUGUUAAUUCUAAUAGGUAAUCAGUUUAGUUUUUGUUAUGGUUGGGGCACAAAUGUACAAUAUAAUCAUUUGAUGAUGUCAAUUGAAAACAAAAGAUUGGUUAAUAGAAGUGUUCCUCCUGAAUUCAUAUUCCGAACAUGAAUGCAAAAACAACUGGAAAGAUAAAAAGGAAAUAAAAAGGAAAUAUACCCAUUAUUGCUUUCAAUCAUCCUUUGCUUACCAUCAGUGAAGACCAAGAAACAUACUUCAGCUGAUUGGGUUGCGUUCCAGGUCAUCUAUUUUGCAGUCCCAGUUUGCAUCUCAUAAGAUGGCUACAUCUUCAUGUGAUUCCUGAUUUGUUCUACAGUCCAGGCUAUGUGAAAAUAAACGAUGCACCAUCUGUAAUUAAACUAUGCAUGCAUGACAUAAUCAGCAGGUCCUUUUGACAAAUCACGAUUUUGCAGGUGUUAGCAUUCAUUUACAUUUUGGAAGAGGAAGGAUCAUUUGGCCCAUAAUCUUGAUACAAGGUCGAGCUCUAUGCUACCUUUCGAUCUCAUCCCUUAACAAACAUUAGAAUAAAUAAAAUAUUUACAACUAAUCACCUUUUUGUUCA
Esox lucius (northern pike) is the source of this 1963-nucleotide messenger RNA. Its product is annotated as H-2 class II histocompatibility antigen, E-S beta chain-like. Gene Ontology annotation, biological process: immune response; positive regulation of T cell activation; peptide antigen assembly with MHC class II protein complex. Lineage: Eukaryota; Metazoa; Chordata; Actinopteri; Esociformes; Esocidae. Gene Ontology annotation, cellular component: membrane; MHC class II protein complex. The transcript has 5 exons. Gene Ontology annotation, molecular function: MHC class II protein complex binding. The record is from RefSeq and is a predicted model, not a curated record. The coding region runs from base 99 to 851 and encodes 250 amino acids.